Molecule: messenger RNA, 1125 nt
Organism: Zingiber officinale
Lineage: Eukaryota; Viridiplantae; Streptophyta; Magnoliopsida; Zingiberales; Zingiberaceae
Product: probable F-box protein At2g36090
Exons: 1
Coding region: 1-915 (304 amino acids)
Molecular function (GO): protein binding
Source: RefSeq, a predicted model, not a curated record
AUGGCGACUGCUGCUGUCGAGGACCUCCACCCGGACUUGAUCGCCGGCGUGAUCCGCCUUCUCGACGGGCCUACGCUCGCCUCGCUCAGCUGCGCCAACGUCCGCUUUCGCUCCCUCGCCGGCGAGCCCGACCUCUGGCGCGACCUCUGCCUCUCCUCCUGGCCGUCCCUCGGCCACCCGCGCCUACUCCGGCUUUUCGCGUCCUCGCAUCGCUCCUUCUUCGCCGACGUGUUUCCUUCCCCUGUUUGCACCGUCGCCGACUUCGCCUGCGGCGGCGACGGCGAAUCCAGCCUUCCGUCGGAGCUCAUCUCAGCCGUCGACCUCCGGCACCGCGGAUCGGUUGUCUUGUCUCUCGUCGUCGAGACGGACACGUCGACGUCGUGGUUCAUGGCCGCGCCGUUCCGCAUCGACGCCGACGCGGAGAGGAAGGGCGAGGGAGGUUCCGCUGUUUUCUCGCCCGAGGAGCUGACGCUGAGCUGGGUCGUGAUCGACCCACACCAUCGGCGUGCAGUGAGCGCGACGAGCCGCCGACCGGUGACUGUUGACCGGCACUGGAUCACCGGCGAGAUGGUUGUGCGUUUCGCGCUGGUGCUCGGCGAGGAGUGCGCCGUCGUGGCGGUGGUCAAGAUUGGAGAGGAAACAGGGCAGGUGCGGGAGAUAUACCUGGUGGCCGAGGGCGUGGAAGGCGCGUGUUUGAGCGGGAGGGAGGGUCUGGCGGUGCUCCGGUCGGCCAUGGAGGGCGGCCGGAGGCGAGGAGAGGAGCACGGCGCAAAGAAGCGGUGGGAGGAAUUCUCCGGGCGACGGCAGAAGAUGAAGGAGACAGCGGCGAAAAUGGAGAGGUUAGUGGAUUUGGCCUGCGCCGCUGUGGGCGCCGCCGCUUUCUUGGCGCUCUUCGCCCUCGCCGUCGCCAGGUAAAAAUCGUCGGAUUAAGUACCGGUCCGGCUGAACCAGAGUGAUCUGAGUCGUCCGUUUAACCCCACCCUCACAUCUCAACCGUACGAUUCGCACACUCGAAUAAUAUUUUUUGUUUUCUUUCUUUGCGAUAUCUUGAGAUACACAUUUGUACAUGAAUGAUAUACAAAGUAUAUAAAAUGGCUAGAAAUGGACCUGGCUUCUCCUCCACUA